GUUACUACUCUUCUACGUCCUAUCGUCUACGCACUCGUAAUGCCUGCUUAGAACCGUGGCAUCGAUUUCAUCAAUGGGAACAUGCUUCUUUUGCUUUGAUGAAUAGCAAAGCGUAUCACUAUCGUUCUUGAUAUUGCUCAGACGUGAUGAUUGACAAAGUCAAGCUUUGAUGUAUCCUCUAUCAUCGGACUGGACCCGUGCUACUAUACUACUCCUUCUGUCUUCGUCUUCUUCUCUGGGUCCCGGCUCGUGAGACAGCGCUGAUCACUGAUAGUCGAGCUAUAAAGCUCGUCUUGAUGGACCUCAUCAAGUUCAGUUCAUCAAAUUUAUACUCUUGUAGAGCACCAUGCAGAAGACGUCAGGCUCCUCCGUUAUUGCUGACGCCAUCCCUACUGAACGUCCACACAUUUACGGAGGCCGACAAUCCUCCCACCUUCUCCACAUCCUCAUCAUCGGCUGCGGACUCGGAGGCAUCGCAGCAGCACACACCCUCUCCCAAGCAGGUCACACCAUCACCAUACUUGAAUCCGCACGCGAAAUAGGUGAAGUCGGUGUCGGGGUUGUACUUCCCCCUCCUAUCACACGCUUACUUGCAAAAUGGGGUGCAGGGGAAGCGUUGAGGAGAGUUGGUGUGAGAAGUGAAGGGAUGGCACAUUUGAGGUAUGCUGAUGGGACAGUCUUGGGGUAUAUGCCUAUGGGUGAACGGAUGGAGAAGAGGUUUGGAGCGCCGAAUAUGUUCUUACAUCGCGCGGAUUUUCAUAAAAUCCUGAGCUCACUCGCCCUCUCCUCACCUCUCGUAACUCUCCGCCUCCGCUCUCCCGUCGAAGACAUCCAACCCAUACCAAGCUCAGAAGACGGGAAAGUAUCGGUUAGGUUGGCAGGUGGAGAAGUGGUAAAGGGAGAUUUGGUGAUUGGUGCGGAUGGAAUUAAGAGUUUGACUAGGAGUUUGAUUGUGCGGGAUGAUGAGAAGCCGGAGGCGACGGGUGAUGCGACGUAUAGGGUUAUACUUCCGACGGAACUGAUGUCGAAGGAUGAGGAGUUGAAGAAGUUGGUUGAGAAGGGGGAUUUGACGGUCUGGGUUGGUGAGGGUACGCAUAUGGUUGGGUAUCCUAUGAGCGGAGGAAAACAAUACAACUUAGGUUUCAUCCAUCCAGACGAUGAUGCAAUCGAAUCAUGGGUUGCACCGGGAGACGUCAAAACCAUGCGUGAACAGUUCGCGAAAUACGAGCCUCGAUGCCAGAAAAUCCUGUCCUUGAUUGAGAACCCUGUAAAAUGGAGGUUAAUGGACCAUAAACCAUUACGACAGUGGAUGCACCCGGCAGGAAGAGUUGUGUUGUUGGGCGAUGCGUGUCAUCCAAUGCUCCCAUACCUAGCAGCAGGAGCAGCAAUGGCAGUAGAAGACGCCGCAGUCCUAGGUAACCUCCUCUCCCACCUCACUUCACCCAACCAACUCCCCUACUUCCUCUCAACCUACCAACUUCUCCGCGCCGAACGUGCAUGGGCCGCGCAGCUCGGCUCACGUGCAAUGCAGGGACCCUUUCAUAUUCAUGACGGACCCGAGCAGGAGGAAAGGGAUAAAGGGAUGCAGAAGAGGAUGAAUGAGGAGUGGGGUGUUGAUGAGGAUGGGGACGUUAAGGAUGAGGGAAGGGAAGGGAAGGUGAAGGUGAAGUAUGAGAUGAUGUUUGGGUAUGAUCCGGAUAGGGAAGUUGAUGAGUGGUGGGAGAGGGAAGGGAGGGUGUUCCUUCAGGUGCCGAGUGAUAAGGUGUUUGAUUUGUUGGAGUGA
Molecule: messenger RNA, 1783 nt
Organism: Fomitiporia mediterranea MF3/22
Lineage: Eukaryota; Fungi; Basidiomycota; Agaricomycetes; Hymenochaetales; Hymenochaetaceae
Product: FAD/NAD-binding domain-containing protein
Exons: 4
Coding region: 347-1783 (478 amino acids)
Biological process (GO): secondary metabolite biosynthetic process
Molecular function (GO): FAD binding; monooxygenase activity
Source: RefSeq, a predicted model, not a curated record